AUGGCUACCGAAACAGCCGCAGAACGGCUGAGGCAACUGGAGGUGUUGUUUUCUUGUGGGAGCAGUGAGAAAGGCUCUUACAGCGUAGAGACUCUGCUGGACGUUUUGGUCUUACUUUACGAUGAAUGCUGCAAUUCUACGCUUAGAAGAGACAAGAACGUCAGUGAAUUCAUUGAAAAUGGUAAGAUGCUUGAAGCGAUCGAGAGAUAAGCUCUGGGGUUGGUUCCUUUUUACUAAGACGAAUGUCUUGCUUCAUUUGCAGUAAAGCCAGUGGCUUCAAAAAUAAAACAGCUUCGACUCCGGCGCGAAGACUUUGAUCCCCUAACAUUAAUCGGCAAAGGGGCCUUUGGAGAGGUAAUAGCGAUAUAGUGUAAUUUGUCAAAAGUGGGUUUCGUCGUUUUUUUACAAACAUGUUCCUGUUUUUGUUCAGGUAACUGUGGUUCGAAUGAAAACCAACGAUAGAAUCUACGCCAUGAAGACCCUAAAUAAAUGGGAAAUGUUAAAGCGAGCUGAGGUAAGUUUGAUAGCUUGCUAACCAACCAGCUGAAGUAAUUCGAGUCAUUCAUGCCUUCAUUGUAGCGUUGUUUAGUCUUUUGGGUCACCGUCGAUCUUUUUAUUGGCCUUGAUAUGAGUUGUGGGAAUUAAAUGGAAUGCGUGAAUUAAUCGCAGGAUUGUAGCUACGAGUGGGUCCGAAGAUUUUAAGUCCGUCUGAAGAAAGAUCGCAUUGACAAACUCUUUUCGUUUGCCGAGCGACUUUACAAUUGAUCAAAUGUUGAUUUUCCGGUCAACUUUUUCCUUUCGUAUCUCCCCUGUAGACGGGAGGUAAAAUUGUUUAUCCUUUAGACCAAAUACGUGAAAGGAACGAAUGGUGGUGGUGUGAGAGUGAAAUGUACAACUACGAGAAGUGGAAUGCGUGUGAUCGAAUCGAACAAGAGAUCGGUCUAAUGCAAUGCUCACUCUGCACACGUAACGUCAAAUGUAUUUCAAUAGAAGUUUACUCAGUUCGGAAUAUUUGCAGUGUUUGUUUUGAAAGAUAUAUUCACGAUAAAGAUCGGCGUUUCAUUACUCCUUCAGUUCAGCUGUUUUCAAUGAACAGUUUAUUUUCUAGCCAGAUUAGGUUUCGAAACUUUAAGGGGAGAAAAAACGUUCUCCUUGUAUGGUUUUUGCACAACUUGAAUUGUAUAAAUUUUAAUUUGCGAGUCAUCGGUGUUAGUUUUAAAGACAUCGAAGGUGAACGUGAAGAGACCUGUCGAUUCGAUUAUUUGUUAUUUUACAGUGUAAGGUACAGUUGUGUCGGAGGCAACAUUGAUGAGAUACAUUUACGCCGUAUGAACCAUCAAUGCUUAAAUACUACUAGCAAAUGAUUAUUAUGUGUAACAAAAGGUGUAGUUUACUGGUAAAGAAUCAAAGCCAUUUCCCCUUUGGCAUUAAUUAAUUUGUAGCACAUUUCAAUAGGGGUAUUAAUUUAAAUGGCAGCUAAAUUUUUUUGGAUUUAAAGAGACUGGGGAAUCUUCGGGUCCAUUUCCGCCUUGUGUUCUUGUCACGUUUCUUAGAUAUUUCAAAGUUCUUUUUCUUAAAAUAAUGACAAUAAUUUUGAGCAAAACAUGUCCUGAUAAUGAUGCCACAGGUUUUCAGCUGAGAGCAGUCCUAAGGCAAUUUCAACGGUAAAUGAUUUAAUACUUGUGAUAUGAAACAUGACAGAUUUCAUACACCCGAACAAUAUCAGUGGAAAACACACAGACAUCAACAUAUGCAAGUACUAUUAAGCACCUUUUCGUCCAUCCACCCAGCAUAAUGUUAGAUCAACCCUCAGCCCAAGAAAUAUUUAAGAUAAAAGUCAAAAUUUUCUUUUGUAUAUGAGUACAAUGUAUUAUUAUCAAAGACGCUUCAUUUGAAUGGUGACACCAUGACAUUUUGUCUGCAAAGUUAUAAUAGAGUUAUAUUAUGUGGACUCUAUAAGAGCAGUGCUUUCUUUUCAGAAAAAAAACUACUCAUUCUCAAUGACCAACUUUUACUUCAACAGCUACUGUAAUACAUGCAUCUUUGAUAGACUCAAACCCCCACUAAUGACCACCUGUCCACAAUGGCUGCCUCUCUACAAUGGCCACUUUUUAUGGUAGACAGUCCAUGCGUUGACUCUUGUUUAAACCUCUCUACAAUGGCCACCUCUUUACAACAGCCACUUUCUUCUGCCCCAAGGUGUCAGUUGUGGAGAGGUUCAACUGCAAUUAAUUUACUAUUCAGAAAUUAAGUUAUCAUUUCAACUCCUUUACAUCAAGGCUGUGCUCUAAGGAAAAUCCAAGGGAGCCCAGUGCUAUAAACCUCGAAAAUCUAGGGUGCCCAGCAUACAUGGAUGAUUUGUACCAAAAAAGUAAGAUUUUUAAGUCACCCAAGAUCAAAAGUUAGGUACCUGCGGCCACCGGGCUCUGCUAGAGCACAGCCCUGUACGUGUUAGUGAACUCUUUCACUUCCAGAGUAAAUGAUGGAGUCUUGUGAGGUAGUUCUAACUUUUGAGUUUGUGGAAAAAAAUCCAAUGAUGUGACUAUUCAAGUGAAAGCCACUGAGCAGAACUUUCCUGUGGUGCUGUUUACUACAUGUAUGUUGUACAAGGUGGUUCUAACUUUUGAGUCUGUGGAUGAAAUCCUAUGGUGUGACCACUCAAAUGAAAGCUACUGAGCAGUACUUUCCUGUUUGUUCUCCAGCUUUAACAAAAUAAAGUUUGUCAUUUUUGUUGAAUGUUGACUUUGACCGCUGUGGGGACUGACAGGAUUAGCAUACUAAAAUUAAUGGUCUGUAUACUUCUUUAGUAGUCUGACAAGAAAGAUAAUUUUCCCUGACCUUUGCAGACUUUGCCUAAGGCAAAGGGACCCAUGCAUGAAAAUAGCCUGAAAUUGCACUUUUGACUCACUUUAAUGAUCACCUAAAAUUUAAAUCAAAUUUAAUUUCCGGUCUCUUUUGUGAGAGCAAAAGGUGAAAACGUUUCUGGAAUGUUCUGUUUAUGUCUUCUGCUAUAAAUAUUUAGAACAUUUAACUUCUUAGUCAUUGAAACAUGCAUUUAGUUUAAACUAUAUCAUCCAGAUUCACUGCUUAUUAAUCAUCAAUCAAUGCCACAUCAGAUAAUGUUUAUUCAACAAACUGUUUUUAUAUCAAGUUUAUUAUCACUUACCUAAUAUCAUGUUAGUAUAGUAUUCCUUGGAAUGCGUUCAAUUUCUGGUGUUAAUUUAUUAGAUUGGUAUAAAUAUUGUGUAAUGUAUUUAUAGUUAGGUCAGGCACAUACCAACAUUUGGUGAAAUAAAUCUUUGAUGCCAUUCAAGAGUAGCACAUUGUACAUGUGUAAAUCUACUAGUAGCCCUCUGUUCUGUUGAUUGCCUGUAGAGAAGUGUUUUCCCAGCUUAUGAUAUUUUUAAGGGACCAAAUUUUCUGCAUUCAAAAACUAAAUGUUCUAUUUUUAGUCAAAGGGAAUCAAGCUGUGUUUAAACACUGUUAAAGAAAGUAUUGUAAUUCUUGGAUGAAGUCCUAUGGUGUUACCAUUCAAAUGAAACUUUUUUGGCAAAAUUUUAGCACAUUGCUAUUUUAAAUCUUAAAAUUUCAAAGAGAAAUUUGAACUAAAACAUAUUGUAAUGACAUUAUCCUUAGUAUUUGCCACUGUUUGUUGGUUGUAGAAGUAUUUGGAAGCUACAUAUACGUGUAGAAGGUUGCAUUGGAUUAAAAUAUCGGAAAAUUUCAUGUGAAAUAUCAUAAGAAUUAUCAGACCCUUCUGAUUAACAUUAAAUCACAGAUUACUUGUUCUACAUGCAUGUAAGACAGUUAAUGUUUUAACCAGAGAGGAGGGGGAUAAAUAGGCCAAUGGAUUGGUGGACUUUGAAAAUGUUUUCCCGGAUUUUGGAUUCAGAGUGAAAUUUUAACGGAUUUGUGGAUCUGGCAAUGGCAGCGGAUUGCAGAUUCAUCCAUUUUUUGGGCCCCAAUUUUAGCCUUAGCAUGUUUAAAAACUAUUUUGCCAGUAUUUCCUAUUUAGAGGGAAAUUUUAUUGGCGGAUUUGUUUAAUAAAUCAUAAUGGAUCUGUGCAUUUGCAUACCCCUAUUCACCCUUCUUAGACAGCAUUGACCAACUGUAUACAACUCAUAGGGAGUCAACAAGAACACUGUCUGAAAAAAUUAUUGUUGGGGAGUAACGUUAACUCUAGGUACCCAUUUUUGGGAGGUGUCCAUUUUAUAGUGGAUUCCUUUGAGAGUGAGUUCAAUGAACUUGGUGAAAUUUUAUGUUGAUCAGUGGAAGGACAUAAAGUUAACAUCCCAAUACAGUGGUCUGGGUCUUAGGACUGAACAUCAUCUGACUGUUGAGGUCCUGUUAGACUAAAUUCUGACAAACAAUAUGGCCUUGGAACUGCAACAUAGGACAGCAGAAAUGGUGACAAAGGACACAAAUAUGGGUUGAAACUGCGUCAGCGACAGAGAAAAGAGCAGUAGUAAUAUAAUAGUGAAAUAUGGACAGCAACAUGACUUCCUCCCCCAUACGCUAAACUUCAGGUUUUAAAAUUCAGACUAGGGACAUACAUAACCACCCAAGAGGACCUCACUGUAUACAAUGUACUAGCUGAAGUGUGACGAUUUUGAACAAAAUGAAUGUUCUUAAAGCAUACAUUUGAACUGUUUAGAUUCGUUUGAUAAGAUUACUGCUUUAAAGUAUUUUCUUAUUAUUGAAUAUGAUUUACAGUAUGCUCAGGGUUUCAGAAAAGUGAGAGCUAGCCAAUGUAUGUGAAGCUUUGAUACAAUUCUUAUAAGCAUUCAAAUGAAAAUCAAGCCAAAGUAGAUGGAUUGAUGAUAGAAAACCUGUGGGAGGUUGUCAGAUCUUGUUGAAUGCUAAGGCUGUUGUAUUUUUGGCUAAUAAUUCUCCAUACUCAUUUUUAGUAUCUGGUUUGAUUUAAUGUUAAGCUUUUGUUUAGCAAAUGAAGUGCAUCAUCUUGCCAGAAAGCUUAACCAACAUGUGUAGAGGCAUUAUAUGUAGCUUCAACUUGUCAAGUUGAUAAGAUCCAUUAUGUAAUCCGUAAAUCUGUGAUUGAUUGAAAUUAGACUAUACAUGUACAGGUUCAGAUUUCUAUUGUUUACUUUUGAUGUGAUAAGAUAUGAUUUGUUUUAGCCAAUAAGAUUAUGUGAAAGUAAAUGGCUGAAGUCUUUGUUUACUCCUAGUUUAGUGUCAAGUUUCAUUGCAAUUAUAUACCACACUGUAAUUUAAUUUUUCUGUAGUCUACAGUACAAGGGGUCAUCUGCCAUGGAAUAGCAAUGUGUUACCAUAUUACAAUAAUAUUGUAAUGGUUGAUUGUACUGUAUAUCAUGCUCAAGACAAGCAUUUUACAGUGCUGUAUGUAAUUUUCAUCAACAAGUUAUUGCCAGCUUUUUAAGCAUUUGCCUUUGGAGAUGUAUUCCACAUAGACUGAUCCUGAUCGGUGGAAAAAUACAACCUUCUACAUACAGCUGUAUAGCAUUACUUUACAAAUGUGUGACUGUCAAGUGGGUCAUUGUUGUUCAUACUACUGAAGUCAAGUACAUAGCUCACUGUAAUUUUAUCCUUUAGUAAUAUUUCAUGACCUUGGUUGUAAUUUUUUGGUCAGUCUGUAUUAUUGUCUAUGAAUAUAUUAAGUGAGAGAAUAAAAGCAUGUUGAUAGUUUAUUCAGUAAGAAUGUCUAAAAUGGGAGUUUUGAAUAAUGUCCUGAAAAGAAGAAUCAGUUUUCUCACAAUAUAGUUUUUUCUUAAGCUUCAUUUAGAAGUAGUUUCAGCCAAUUUUUUCAUUAUGAAAACUUGUUUGACAAUUUGAUUAAGGAAAGUGCAGUGAAAAGGAGUUUCCCAUCAUGAACUUUCAACCUUUUCUUUCCAGACUGCUUGCUUCAAGGAAGAGAGAGAUGUCUUGGUGUAUGGAGAUAAAAAAUGGAUUACCACAUUACAUUAUGCAUUUCAAGAUGAUGAUUAUUUGGUGAGAAAUGGCAUUUUGUUUUUUUCUCUUUAAAGGGGCUACAUAGAUGUCAUUGCCAUCUUAUUCUUUUUUUUGUUGUUAAUUUUGCCAGUUACUCAUCUUUCUUUGCUAUGGAACAUAACCUUUUAUAGCAAAGAGAUUACUUAGGGCAAACUCACAGGCUCAUGUCGAACAAAUAUGUCUGACAAGGAUUACAGUAUAUAAGCUGGUUACAAACAACAAAAGUGAACUUUGAAAAGCUGCUAGGCUAACUCUCUCUAUGUUAACUGCCCUCCUUAAAUGAAAGGCACGUGAGUGCCUGAAAUAUCCAGGGGCUUCCAAUGUGGCUAGUAGCGAGGCACCUGUCACACAGAUUGAAUCCAUACAAAGAAAAUUAGAAGUUUGGGUGGCGCUGAGUUUGAAGGUUAAACAACCAUGACAAAACCUGCUCCACAACUGCUACAAACUGCUGAAAAACCUCAAAAAGAUCUUACAGUUAUUACAGUAUACUGUACCUUGAUCAACCCUUUAAGUCCCAAUAUCCACAUACAAAUUCUCCAAACUGGUCUUUAUACAUUUCCUUAAGGAAUAAGUUGAGAGAAUUUGGUAGAAGAUCCAAGCAUUUUCUCUUAGGUGAUCAUUUUAUUAACUCUCAUAACCAUUUCUCUUGGUGACAUAUGGAUAUUGUUAGGAGAAUAUUGAUCUUGGUAAGUCCACAUGAGCCUGCAGGUUUGGCUACUGAGCCAAAGAGGCUACAGCCUUAGCUUGUAGUGGUUAAAGAAAACUUUUUUAAAUUGUCAUGAAAUUAAGUUAAUAAUAUAUUGAAAUAUCUGUAUGCAUCAUCUGUACAUCUACAGCUGCAUACACAGGAAGGUCAAAAGCAAAAAGACUGGCUAGAGUAAAAUGCGUGGAACAGAUCAUUGUUUUCAGCAUAAUGUGAAGCACUGUAAGCUGAAUCCCUGGUGCUGUUAAUCCUUAUAGCACCUCAUUUCAAAGUUGAAGGAAUAAUAUCACAUUUGUGCUUUGUUUCCAGUAUUUUGUUAUGGAUNAAAUAUCCAGGGGCUUCCAAUGUGGCUAGUAGCGAGGCACCUGUCACACAGAUUGAAUCCAUACAAAGAAAAUUAGAAGUUUGGGUGGCGCUGAGUUUGAAGGUUAAACAACCAUGACAAAACCUGCUCCACAACUGCUACAAACUGCUGAAAAACCUCAAAAAGAUCUUACAGUUAUUACAGUAUACUGUACCUUGAUCAACCCUUUAAGUCCCAAUAUCCACAUACAAAUUCUCCAAACUGGUCUUUAUACAUUUCCUUAAGGAAUAAGUUGAGAGAAUUUGGUAGAAGAUCCAAGCAUUUUCUCUUAGGUGAUCAUUUUAUUAACUCUCAUAACCAUUUCUCUUGGUGACAUAUGGAUAUUGUUAGGAGAAUAUUGAUCUUGGUAAGUCCACAUGAGCCUGCAGGUUUGGCUACUGAGCCAAAGAGGCUACAGCCUUAGCUUGUAGUGGUUAAAGAAAACUUUUUUAAAUUGUCAUGAAAUUAAGUUAAUAAUAUAUUGAAAUAUCUGUAUGCAUCAUCUGUACAUCUACAGCUGCAUACACAGGAAGGUCAAAAGCAAAAAGACUGGCUAGAGUAAAAUGCGUGGAACAGAUCAUUGUUUUCAGCAUAAUGUGAAGCACUGUAAGCUGAAUCCCUGGUGCUGUUAAUCCUUAUAGCACCUCAUUUCAAAGUUGAAGGAAUAAUAUCACAUUUGUGCUUUGUUUCCAGUAUUUUGUUAUGGAUUAUUACAGUGGUGGAGAUCUGCUGACUCUGCUCAGCAAAUAUGAAGAUCAUUUACCUGAAGAAAUGGCCAAAUUUUACCUGGCAGAGGUGGUUUUGGCUGUGAAUUCUAUCCAUAAAAUGGAUUAUGUCCAUAGGUAGGUCUUCUUGAUUAGCCAAGCUAUUAAAUUUUUGCAACCAGAGGAUGUUUGUUUGUAUAUGUAUGCUUUAAUUAAAUUAAAUUUAAUUUGAAACUUCUGUGGAGAUCAAUAAACUUCAACUUAACUAAACUUCUUGUUUUAUUUAAAGCUGUUUUCAGUAGCAGUAAAUUAAAUCUCCAUGCUCUGAAGAAAUCAAAUGAAGGUUGUGCAUUAUUUGUUGCUGUUAAUUUAUCCUCAAGGAAAUUAAGUAGUUGUCAUAAAGUCCAAAUCACUCCAGUGUAAUUUCUGUCUACUGUUGUUAAAUUUUUGAACUUCAGGUCCCAGUUCAUAAUCAAAACUUAAUCAAAGUGACAGGUAUCGUUUACUUUUGUCUAUCCAAACUGGAUCAGCAUAAGAUCCUGGGAAACUCCUUACCCACCCCUCCCAUAAUUAACCCAACUUUACCACUAAUUUCUCACUUUAGGAAAAUGUUGGGUUGGAGGGUUGGGUGGGUUUGUGGAUGGCCAGUGUUAAGAACCUUUACUGAUCCAAAAUGUUCAUAUUUUUUUUGCAGGGAUGUCAAGCCUGACAAUGUUCUCCUUGAUGUCAGUGGCCAUGUUAGGCUGGCAGAUUUUGGAUCUUGCUCAAAACUUGGCAAGAAAGGAACUGUAAGUGAUUCAUCCCCUGCAUUCUGAUACAUUCAUGUUAUACGUGUACAUGUAAAUAUCAAGCUAAUAUUGCUUCACAAAUACCUUGAAGAUAUAAACCCUUUCUGUUAUAAAAUAUUAGUGAAAAAUAAUAAUGUUUAUGGAAUCAUAGUCUACAUGUUUUCUUUCUAUUGUAGGUUAGAUCGUCUGUUGCAGUUGGUACACCUGACUAUAUUUCUCCUGAAAUCCUCCAGGUAAAUAUAUGUAAUGUAGAAAAAAAGUUCAGUUAGUGUACAUUGAAAGUUGCAGAUUGCCAUGUGUUCCUGGCUUCUUCGUACAGUGCAUAUCUUUUUUAUGAGCAUGGUGGGGUGUGAUGUAAGAAAAAUUCACAGCUUUCCAGAAUCUCAAAUUCGUUGACUCUUUCUUUAGGCCAUGGAAGAUGGACGAGGCGAGUAUGGUGUUGAAUGUGACUGGUGGUCUCUGGGUGUUUGUAUGUAUGAGAUGCUGUUUGGUGAAACCCCUUUUUACGCGGAAUCAUUGGUUGAAACAUACAGCAAAAUCAUGAGCCAUAUGGUAAGAUGAAAUAAAUGUUUUAGUUAUUGCUUAAGUUUUGAUGCCCAAAUUUUAAUUUAUUUUUGUAGAAGUGUUCGUAACAGCCAGAUGAUUAAUUUUUGCCAUGCAAAGAUUAGUAUUAAUUUGUUGCAUGGUUUUUUUUUCAGGGUAAAUUCAAUUUUCCUUCUGAUGUAGAAGUUUCAAAUGAUGCGAAAGAUCUGAUGCAAAGGUUGGUUUAUUAGAAGAUCAGCAUGUAAAAAAUUGUUCUUGUAGAAAUGCUACCCGUUAAGAGGAACAAAAAGGAAGUGAAUAUUAACAAUGUAAUACAGUCUAAUCUCCACUAAUGGCCACCUCUUCAAACGGCCACCUCUCUACAAGGGCCACUUGUUUUGCCCCAGUGGACAAAUACUCCAUUCAUCGACUCUUGUGUAAACCUCUUUACGAUGGCCACUUUCUUCUAUCCCCAAGUUAGCCAUUGUGGAAAGGUUCAACUGUGUUAAUGUUACUCUCUAGAUAGUAUUAUUCUUCUCAGAUAAUGACGAUAAACCGUAGUCCCUGUCUCACCACCCUUGCAUAUAUAAAUUCUGUGGGAUGUUAAAGAACCCACGGACUGUUCGUAAAGAGUAGGGGACAUAGUCCCUGGUGUGUUGGUCUAUCUCUCAUGGGGGAAGGGACUGUUACGCGCCCGCAGUAAUUGGCGUCAUGCUGUUGCGGUGACCCUGCCAAUAAUUGGUGAAUCUAGUAAAAUAAAGUUUUUAAGGAGUACAAUGUUCUAAGUGUGCUAAAAACUUACUGUCAUGUAAUUGUACUUUAUUUUUUCCAUCUUAAUUCAUUUUCAUCAGUAGUAUAACUGAUAAGUAUCAGUAUAAGACAGUAUUAUGAAGAGUAAAAUCUGUUUUUGUUGUGUUGUAGACUUUGUUGCAAAAUAGAACAGAGACUGGGACAAAAUGGAAUUGAUGAUUUUAGAAAUCACCCUUUCUUUGAGGGAAUUGACUGGGACAACAUUGGGGACAGUAAGUUUUUUGUACUUCUUUUUUUGCUUUAUUAUUUAUUUAUUCCUUCCACAUUUUAGUAGCUCCAUGAUUAUCGUUGUUUACAGUGAAAAUUUGUCUGUGUUUAUGCUUCUGCAGAAAAACCCUAGUUAAGUUUUGAUGGCAGUUUUAUGAGAUAUUCUUUUAAAAGUUUUCAUAACACUAAAGCUAGAUUCUUGGAUGAGCAACACAUUACUGCAUAAUUGUGUUAUUACAUUAUAAUUAUGCUUUAUGUGUACGUGCAUAUCCAAGGGUAUGCUGACCAGUUGAACAUUUAUUAUUUGCUUUCGUAAACACAGUCUUUGUGUCAGAUCAUGGCUAAUUGCUUAAUUUUUUUUAAUUCCAUUUUUCAGCUGUUCCUCCAUACAUUCCGGAAGUCAGUAGUGCAUCUGAUACGUCAAAUUUUGAUGUGGAUAUCGAUGAAUCUAGAGCAAAUGUAUGUACUAAACUUUUUUAAAAAAAUGUUAUUAUUUAAAAUGUAGAUUUUAAAAGAUAUGAUUAUGUUUUUUUACAGGAUGCAAUGCGGCCAUCUUCUGUGUCUCCAUUCACUGGCCAUCACUUACCAUUUAUAGGAUUUUCAUUUACUGAAAAUAGGUAUGUUGGUUCAGCCCAGUUACUUGUUUUGUAGUGGUCGUGUAGACAGGGUAACCAGGGUAGCAAUUACCAAAGGUCUAAACUUUUUUGGUUUUUAUUUAAUACUAUUUUUUAUUAUAUAAACACCAAUGAAAUACCAGGUGAGCUUUCACGCGAAAACUUGGUAUCUUCACCUGUGAAAAUAACAUGUUAUCUUCACAUAUGAAAAUAUCACCAUUGCUAUGGCUACAUAAUAAAUCACACCUUUCACACCCAAAAACUAUUAAAGUGAAAUUGUUUUGUAGUUCAUUGGUGUUUAUAUAAUAAAUAGAACAUUACAUGGCCGCUUGUAGAUACGAAAUUUCUCUUCCCGUGUUGAAAAAAUAUUUCACUCAUUUACUGCACUCACUUGUGAAAUAUUUUUCAACACUUGAAGAGAAAUUUCGUAUCUCGGUGCGGCCAUGUAAUAUCCUCUAUGAAAAAAAAAAUUAUGUAAGCGUUGAGUGGGUGACAAAUAUUUCAUAAGGAUUUUUUUCACUAAGUCAUUUACCUGCUGUACAUACAGGUGUACGUAUGACUGAUAUUGUAACCUUUUUUUGCUUCAGUCGACUGUCUGAUAAGGCACACUCCGUUGCUAAAGAAUCUGGGAACAUCACACUGGAGCCUGUGGCAUCAAACAAUGGUAGAGCUUUGUUCAUUCAUGAACGUUUACAUGUACUUAAGAAAGUAAUCAUAAGAUGGAGUGAUUCAUAAUGGUGAUUGAACUGAAUACCGUAAUUGACCUAAAAAGACACCCACUUCCAUAUAAACGCCUCUUAUCUUAUAAACGCCCCCUCUACACUAUUAAAAUUGUACUAGAUGCCCCUUUCUAAUAUUGAACACCCCCAUGAGAAUUACUCCUAAAUACUAGGAAUUAGCAAAAAGGAGCAAAAUCAUUCAAUUCAUUCAGUUGUUUGUUCGAUGUCAAUUUCAAAGUAAGGACAACACAAUAACCCUGAGUGAAGAUUCUGACAUCGAUGUUGGGAUUUGAAAAAGUAAUAUGGAUCUUUAGAUGUUUCAAUAAAUUGAUGGAGUGAAUAUUCUGCUAUUUUCAAACUCUCUUGAUAUUUUCUCGGGAAGCAUACAUGUAAUGGUUUUGUUGAGCUUGUUACAGUUAUGAGAAUAAGUGUCUCUAUUUUAAACUGCUCCUACAGUAUCUAUUAACGCCCCGGCUUGAACCCCUAAAAUUACAUAGAUUCCCUGGGCAUUUAUAAGGUCAUCAUUUCACGGUAGGCGCAAUUUGGUCUGGAGUAUUAUAUGUGAGUUCAGACCAAAUUACACAACACAACUGAUCAGUAUGUUAAAUGUCCAUGGCCAUUGAGGUAGCAUUCAAUAAGAAACAGUUUCAGCUGGACACAUAAAAUUAUUUAAUCUUUCUUGUAAUAAUUGGUUUAUUUAGUCCCCAGCUCAUUGUCUGUUGAAGCGUAUGAGAGAAGAAUUCAAAGACUCGAGAGGGAAAAAUCAGAGCUGGCUCGAAAAUUGACAGGUAUUGUUGUGGGUGUGUUUAUAAAAAUGCAAAAAUUAAAUACAUGUAUUUGUGAUAAAAAAUGUGGUUGUUGUCAAGUCCCUGUCGCUGCCUCCUGCCUCUCAUGUUUGUUUUUGCAAAAGGGUUAUGGACUGGUGAUCUCCCCUGGCUACCAAAAGCAUGACCCCUGCCUACUUUCAUCGGAAAAGGAGGAAAAACGAAAGCAAAAGGAAUUCUCUGCCCACUGCGACAGAAUUAGCUCGGUCGUUAGAGCGCUUGACUGUAGAGCAGGAGAUCGUGAGUUUGAUUCCUGGGACUGGAACAAUACUCAGGGUCUUAAAAUUACUAAGAUACAAGGGUACUUUUCUCUGCAAACAGCUAGACCUUUGCAUGAUCCCAUCUCAAGGAGGAGCUAAAAUAAUACGGUCAUUGACACUCAUAUAAAGUGCCUUUUUUACUUAUAUUUACAUGUACCUCUGGCAACUUGAUAUCUUGGUGACAGCCCUGUAUGGUAUGAGUGAAUGGCCUAGAUGAAGUAUCUAAGUGCCCUUAUUUAUGAUCUUUAGUUCUAUGACUGUUGCAUUCACUUUUGUAAUUUACCCUUUGUUUAACUCUGCCAUUAUAGAUUCCACUAAAGCAUUACAAGAUCAAGCACUGGCUGUUGAUGGUCCAAAAGGAGAUCAAGUGGAUUCUAUUGAAUUGAAGAGGUUAAAAGAUGAUAUGACAUCAAUGAAGAAGAAAAUCAUGGGUAAGUCAGUGUAUUUUGAAUCCAUGAACCAUGAGAAUAUCAGUGACAGUACAUGUUUUGCUGCUGGUCAUUGGCAUAAAUUUGUUGUUAAGUCUUUUGAUUGGUUGAUUCAUUCAUUCAUUUUUGUGGUGAAACACCUUAACCCUUUAAGCCCCAAUAUCCAAAUACAAAUUCUCCAAACUGAUCUCCAUACAUUUCCUUCAUGGACAAGUUGAGAGAAUUUGAUAAAAGAUCAAAGCAUUUUCUCUUUAGUGAUCAUUUUGUUAAUUCUCAUAACCUAAUCUCUUGACAUUGUAUGGAUAUUGUUAGGAGAAAAUUGAUGUUGGUCACUAUUGGGACUUAAAGGGUUUUAAAUGUACAACAUACAAUAUAUUUACAAUGAUAUUAAUUUGGAAUUAUUCUUCAGAGUAUGAAGCUCAGUCUGCUGAUCUAGAAAAGGAACUGCAAGAUGCUUUAACGUCAAGAAAAGAACUGGAAUCCACCAAUGAAGGCAAGUUACACUAGUGUAAAUAAGCACACAGCUGUAAUUCUUAAAUACUAUUAUUUUUUGGCAAGUAAAAACAAAAGUUGAUGGCAUCAUGCAAAAUUACUGCAAAGGAGUAGUUUGUUUUUUGGUUUGAUUUGUUGGUUUGUUUUUUGACUCAGUAUUCCACUGUUGUUUUUGUAGAAAUGAGUGCAAAGAUGCGAUCUCUAGACAGAGAAGUCAGAGGAUUGAGGAUGGAAAAAGAAGACAUUGAAAGAGUUAGUGUUGAUUUCAUUUGUUUUGUUUUAUUUUUCCCCCUCUCAAAAUAAUGUAUUUGAAUGGCCAGCAAUCACUUGCAUGUCAUUUUUUUCUAUGUGUUUGUUUGUUGUUGUUGUUGUUGUUUUUUACAAUAAUAUUGACAGUGCCCAUUCAUAGUGAAUUUUUGUGGAAAAUAGCUCACAUAAGUAAGGGAGGAAAACUUAUUGUGUCAUCAUAGAGUCCUGAAGUGUGAUGCCAUAAAAAAAAAAUUAAAUUUGGGAAAUUAUGGGAUUUUUCAGGGGUAUUAUGAAAAAACAACAACCGAAAGGCCCACUUGCUAAAAAUUAGCAUUCCAGGGCAAAUUGUCUCUGAUGACUCCAUACUAAUCCUUCUAAAGUUGACUCAGUUCAUAACAUCCAUUAUAAACAGAGUCAAAUUUAGAAGGAUUGUAUUGAGUCAUCAGAGCAAAAUUUGACUAGCAUCUCCGAGACAUUAAAUCAUGCAUUAUUAUAAACUUCUAUUGUUCCUAUUUCUUGUUUAUUCAAGGUUCUUCAAGAGGCAAAUGAAAAAAUCACCACACAGCAAAAAGAAUUAAAAGAAGCCCACAGUGCAAGAAAACUUGCGAUGGCUGAGUUUAGUGAAUUAAAUGACAAGCUAGCUGACAUUCGGUCUGCCAAGACCAAGGUGUCAAGAAUGCUGCGAGAAAAAGAAGAAGAAAUGGGUAUUCUUUCACAUUCCCAUGCAUUCCCGAUAUUCCCUUUCAUUUUUAUUUUGAUUUUUUGUAAUAUGCAGUGUUAAUAAUCGUUGUUUAAUUCUCUCAAACAGAAUCCACAUUACAGAAGCUUGAUGGCUUGAGGCAGGAAGUACGAAAUGCUGAUAGAAAGAAAAGAGAAGUGAGUUUCUUUUGCUGUUGGCCAUGGUGGUAUUCAAACUAAAUAAUAGUACAAGCACAGUAGCAUCUGUGGUCCUGAUUGACAGUACAAUAUUCUGAUUACUCAUAAUUCUGUUUGAAGAGAUGUGCUAUUAUUUGCUUAUUUACGUGCUGAGGUUUCAAUAAAAAUUGAAUUAGUGAGUAGGUUUCAAUAGGGUAACCGACCAUAUCAACAAGGGGCCAUUAGUCCCCUUUUUUUCUAGGGGGAGGGUGUCUGGGGGCAUGCGUCCCCAGAAAAUUUUGAAAUUUCAAAGCCCUAAAAUGUGAGUUUCAGCAUUCUAGGGACCAAAUUGAGGACAAAAGUUUUUCAUUCAAGAAAAUUUAGCUUUCAUUCAACUUUCGAUUUAUCAGUUACACAAUAAAUUCCUAGAAGCAAUGGACAAAAACUGAAAACUAAAUUACAUACUUUUGCACAUAAACAAAUUCUGUGUAAAACUGAAAAAUUGACUGUCGUAUAGCAUUAACAUGACUAAUAAUGCAUAAUGUAAAACCAGUGGGUUGUAAUGUCCGUGGCGCCCCAACAGUCAUUGACUACGGGAUAGGUGCAGGUGCAAAACCAGUGGGCCAUUGUGAAAGCACAUCAUAAGAACAUUUUCAUUCAGAUUUUUUUAUAUAUUUUUUGUUUACAACGUUAUUCAAACUAGAUGCUUCUUUUUUCCCAGAAAAAGUAGCCGACUUCUUUGAGCCAAAAAGCUGACGAAACCAUAUGUGCUUUUUGAUACCCCUGUACAUGCAAUGUACAGUUCACAUUUUAUCACCGUGCAGGGGGCCAUAGCUCAUAACUUUUUAUUAACAUUCUAACAACACUUUCAUGUGCAUCAGGUGAAGUCAAUUUUUUGUUUUUUCUCUUUAAUGUUUAGAUUGCUUCACAAGUGGAGGAAAUGUCUGCAGAAGCAAACAAGGAAAGAAAGCUUAGAGCUAGAAGUGACCAGGUACAUCAGACCUCCUUUGUCUUGUGUUUGAAAAUAAAAGAUAUUCUUGGAAUGAGAGAAAAAAUGUUUGCUAUGGAAGGAAGCACUAUCAGUCUACAAUAGAUAUUUUGUUUGUUGUUUAGGCAAUUAUUUCCUACUUCUCUGCUUAAUGCUGUUGGCUAUUUUUUCUUCUUAGUAUGCAAAGCAACUUGAAGAAGAAAUCGAGUACCUGAAGGUAAUGUCAGAACUUUAAAACAACUUCUAACAUAAACUUUUCAGUUGAUCUCAAGAUAUCAAAAGUAUUAAAGGCAAUUACAGGAAGAUCCCAAAUGUCAUUUCCAUGAGCUUCAAGUUGUCUUUCCUUUCCAUGUCUCUGAGUAGUUCUGUAUAACUGAGCGCUGAUGAAUAGUCUGAAGUAUAAUGAGCUGCACUUCAGCCUUAGGUUUGCUGGCCAGACGAUCUGAUGAAUAUUUUGAUGUGCUGACCUUUUACAUUGUACCUCUUUGCUGCUUGCAAGUAACCCCCACCACCACCACUAUGACUUAAAUGGCAUUAGUAAACUUAAACAUUGAAAGUAGUUUUCAAUUUAUUUUUGUUUUUGUUUAUUGACUCAGGCUAAACAAAGAAGUUUAGGGAGACCAUUUCCUAGUGAUACAACAGCAGAAGACCAACAACAAGAAAUUUCCAGGUGAGUUAUUAAUUUUACGUUGCUUUUAUUUACAUAUUAAAGUAGAUGUACACAGUAAAAGUGCUUCAGCUGCUUGUGUAAGUUAGAAUUGCAGAUUCAAAACACAUUCUUGGCUCUAACUGCAUUUGUUUGCAGGCUUAAAGGUGAAAUUGAAAAACUAAAGUUAGAGCAUGAGGAAUCUACAACACAAGAACAACAGAAGCACUCAAAUGAAGUUAAGGUGAGUUAAAAAAAAUGAUCAUUACUGUUUUAUGUUUAUAAUUUAUUGCUCGUUAAGUGUGGGAUUAUAUAUUAAAUACAUCAUCUCCUGUUACAGGAACUUACUGAAAAGCUUCUUGAUGUUGAGUCAGGCAGGAUGUCCUUGAAAAAUGAGGUAAUUAUUUUGUUCAUUACAUUUCGUGGUUGUGUAAAUACACUGUACCAUAAAUACUAAUACAUGUAGUUGUUUAUUUUUUAAUGAUCAAUGGCAUGCCUAGUUGCUCCAGUCAGAGUUUUGCAGUAGUUAAGUAACCCUUGUAGAAUCAGACAAUAAUAUGUAGAAUCUAAGCAAAUGCUAUGUCACAAAGCUAUGUAAAACCUAUGUUAACCCUUUAGGCCCCAAUAUCCACCUACAAAUUCUCCAAACUGAUCUCCAUACAUUUUCUUCAUGAAUGAGUAGAGAGAAUUUGAUAAAAGAUCAAAGCAUUUUCUCUUUAGUGAUCAUUUUGUUAAUUCUCAUAACCUAAUCUCUUGACGAUGUAUGAAUAUUGUUAGGAGAAAAUUGAUGUUGGUCACUAUUGGAACUUAAAGGGUUAAUGAGUCAUACAUUGCUUCAACCAGAUCCUAUGUUGUUUGUAUGCCAGUACUAAUUUUUUUCUAUUGAAAAUGCUAUGUUUUGGCUAGUCAAACAGAACCUACUUAAAAGCUAUGCAGUUUUUAAAAGUAGGAAUAAAGGAAGAAAUGACAUAGUUUCCACAUAGCCUAUACAUACAAUUUACUUAGCGUUUGGAAAAAGAUUUUAGACCUCAUAGUCAACCUUAUAGAAAAAUCAUUAUAUGAGUGACAUAGGAAAAAAUAUGUUUAUGUAAAAGCUAUGUAGCCUUUAUGUCAUGAUAAAACUAAAUUAAAAUGUCUCACAGUAACAACAUAGGCUGCAAAUAUGUUUCAUUCACAUAGCAUAGAAUAUACAUAGCACUGUGUAAAAGCUAAGAAUAUUGUUGGAAAUAAAAGUGAACAUUGAGAUGCUAUGUAAAAGCUAUUUCACUUUGAUGCUCAGUGAAUACAUAGGAUGCAAAUUGGAAGGAAAAGCAGAACUUUCUAUUGCAUGGUAAAUACAUAGCUAUGUCUAGACUAUGAAAAGAUUUUGAAUAGUAUUUGCAUAGGUAUUAAAAAGCUAUGUACUUUUCAAAUAGCCUAAACAUAGUUUCAACAUAGAUUUGUCAUACUUUGGACUAUGUCAUAUGGUAUGUUACAUAGGUACUACAUAGGUAGUAGUGCACAUAACAUAGCUGAAACAUAGUCCAACAUAUUAAAUCAAUAGCAUGAGCACAGGUUUUGCAUAUGUCUGGUUCUGCAAUGGUAAGGAAAUAUUAAAAAGCUCCUGAAAAGUUGAUGAAAUAGCACAAAAAGACUUUUCUGGUUUGCUUAUGUCCAAUUUAUUUUACAGGUAGCAGCAUUAACAGCAAGAGUAAAUGAAGCAAGAAUGGACAGGUAAACAUUUCUCAAAUAUGAUUAAUAUAACACUUUGUCAAUAGAGAAAAAAGAAGGAAAAAUAAGAAUAACACACUGUGGAAGUUCUGCUGAAAAUGUUUUUAGUAUCAUCAUGUUACAAUCUUAUCCAGAUAUCUUAAGUUAGAUCUGCGAUUCUUGUCACAGAAAUGAUGUAACUUAAUUUUUCACGUCAUUCUCCAUCUUGGAAUAAUAAUUUUUUUGGUCAUAGCCAUCGAGAACACCAGGAAACAGUUGAAGAACUGAAGAGGAAGAGUGAGCGAAAAAUAUCUCUUCUUGAAGAAGAAAAUAAGAAACUCCAAGCUGACAAUGAUAAGGUAAGUACCCUGGCAAAGCUGGUGAUUUUGCUGACCUGUGUAUGGUUUAUUCACGGGACGAAAAAAUGGUUUUGCACAAAUUUGCUCCUUGCAAAUAUAUCACAAAAAUGUAAAUAUUGGGCUAAGGUGGUAAAUGCCACAUUUGUAUACCAAAAAACAUGGGUUGUAAAUAUGAUAAAGAGGCAAAUGUGGCAUUUACCAUGUUUGCCCCAGAUUUACUUCUCAGUUGUCAUAAAUUUGCAGCAUAUAAUUGCCGAGAGCAAAUUAGUGCAAAUUCAUUUUUUCUUCCAGCUAUUGAUUCCUUGGAAGUAAGUUUUAUUGAACAGAUUAAUGUCUUGAAACUACUAAGCAUUGUUGGUUCAUCAGUAGCUCUUAGAGAGUACAGUUGUAAUAAACCAAUAGUUUGUUGGUUAAAUUAGUAUUAUAAAGAAUGAUGAGAACACUGUGGAGAAAAAAUCUUUACAAUCCCAUAUCAAUAUUGUGUACUUGCUAUAUUGGCCGUUUUUUACCCCGCAGUUAUACUGAAAUGUGAUUAUUGAUCUGCAGAUGACAGAGAGUUUAGAUCGAACCAUUGCUUCUCAUCGAAAACUUGAGGAAGAUAUGAGGGACAGCAAUGAAAAGAAAGAUGCUGUAGCUCAUUGGGAAGCA
Molecule: messenger RNA, 18815 nt
Organism: Porites evermanni
Lineage: Eukaryota; Metazoa; Cnidaria; Anthozoa; Scleractinia; Poritidae
Source: the annotation of a GenBank genome assembly